Molecule: messenger RNA, 306 nt
Organism: Rangifer tarandus platyrhynchus (Svalbard reindeer)
Lineage: Eukaryota; Metazoa; Chordata; Mammalia; Artiodactyla; Cervidae
Source: the annotation of a GenBank genome assembly
AUGUGCAUGGUGAGGAAUGUGGGUGUGUGUGUGUUGCAGGGUGACAAGCAUAUGCACCCAGUUCAGAACUACAUACCAGAAUUGAGAAGUUCCAUUUGGAAGGUGGAAAAUAACCUGCAUGUUAUCAUCCACUAUGCCACCCCUCGUUUGACUGUAAACUCGGACAACCAAACUUCUGGCUGUGUUCCCUACACUUGGAACUGGCAAGUUCUACUGCUGUCUUUAGCUGCUUUCUCUCCCCCUACCCAUUUGCCUCAAUGGACCCUUAUUUUUCCCAGCGUUACGUACAAAUAUGUAUGUAUGUAA